Molecule: messenger RNA, 1237 nt
Organism: Cynoglossus semilaevis (tongue sole)
Lineage: Eukaryota; Metazoa; Chordata; Actinopteri; Pleuronectiformes; Cynoglossidae
Gene: aptx
Product: aprataxin
Exons: 7
Coding region: 93-1097 (334 amino acids)
Biological process (GO): single strand break repair
Cellular component (GO): nucleus
Molecular function (GO): single-strand break-containing DNA binding; protein binding; double-stranded RNA binding
Source: RefSeq, a predicted model, not a curated record
UUACGUCAUAUGUCGUCGUUAGUAAAACAAGCGUGGGUAGACCGAAAACAAGUGCAGAUGUGAAAAAGAGAGUUGCUUGAAAAGACAUUAAAAUGCCGACAUGUUGGCUUCUAAGUGAUGCCGGACUUCACCAACCCAUUCAUCUGCCCCACUCACACCCUGUUAUCCUCGGCCGAGGACCAGAAACGACUAUUAAAGACAAAAAAUGCUCCAGACAACAAGUUGAAUUGAAGGCAGACUGCAACAAAGGCUACGUUAAAGUAAAACAGCUGGGCACCAAUCCUACCUUUAUUGAUUCAGCUGUGGUGGGCACAGGAAACGAGUACAAAAUGAAGCCUGGACAGCAGCUUUAUAUUGUCAACCGGCUCUAUCCAUACACUAUUCAGUUCAAAUAUGGUUCCACUGGCAAUCACGGUGUCCCAAAAAGACCCAGAGACUCAACCUUAGAGGACAGGGAGAGCCAAUUAGAGGCACCAAAAACGAAGGCAAGCAAACAAACUGAAAAGGUUGCUGUGUCAGGAAGCCACACAGAAGCCAAAAAGACCACGGAAAGUGUUGGACAUUGGAGUCAGGGUCUGAAAGUUUCAAUGCAAGACCCAAAGAUGCAGGUAUACAAGGAUGAUAAAGUUGUAGUUAUCAAAGACAAAUAUCCCAAAGCUCGCUACCACUGGCUGGUCCUUCCUUGGCAGUCCAUCCCUAGUCUGAAGGCCCUGGGUUCAGAGCACAAUGAUCUGGUGAAACACAUGCAGAAGGUUGCAGACCAGAUGGUCCGACAGUGCCCUGAUGCAAGCUCGUUAGGAUUCCGCACAGGGUACCAUGCCAUCCCAAGUAUGAGUCACGUUCACCUCCAUGUGAUCAGCCAGGACUUCGACUCUCCUUGUUUAAAAAACAAAAAGCAUUGGAACUCUUUUACGACUGACUAUUUUAUCAAUUCCCAAGAUGUAAUUCAAAUGCUAGAAACAAAUGGAAGGGUCGCAGUAAAAGAAGGUGUCACUGAGUUACUGAAACUUCCACUCUUCUGUCACAAGUGUCACAAAGAGCUCAACACAAUACCAGCACUGAAGGACCACCUCAAGUCUCACAUUCCUCACAGAUAGGAAAAUGAUCUGCCAAAAAAUUAAAAACACUCAAUGCUAAUUGUUGAAUAUUUUGUCAGAAAUAUUGGGCUUGUUUUGUUUUCACUUACAGUGUAUGGAUCAUUAAACAAUAUCCUUGAGAUAAAGGAAACAAAAUGAAA